This is a messenger RNA of Sphaerodactylus townsendi, 993 nucleotides long. It is a transcript of the gene SDCBP2, whose product is annotated as syndecan binding protein 2. Bases 1 to 609 code for a protein of 202 amino acids. Gene Ontology annotation, cellular component: cytoplasm; plasma membrane. The record is from RefSeq and is a predicted model, not a curated record. NCBI's taxonomy places the organism in Eukaryota, Metazoa, Chordata, Lepidosauria, Squamata, Sphaerodactylidae. Gene Ontology annotation, molecular function: protein binding. The transcript has 6 exons.
AUGGAGACCACACUACAUCCUGUGCAGCAAAAGCAUGAGGGGGUCUUUGUUCUGCUGGUCAAAGACAACUCUCCAGCAGCGCUGGUGGGGCUGCGCAUCGGGGAGCAGAUCCUCCAAAUUGACGGGAAGGACUGCGCUAAAUGGAGCGCGUACAAGGCAAAGAAGGCACUGAAGAAGGCGCCCUCGGAGAAAAUCAUCGUCGUCGUCCGAGAGAGGCCUUUCCAGCGCACAGUGACCUUGCACAGGGAUGGCACCGGCCACUUGGGCUUUGUGGUCAAGAAAGGGAAGGUCGCCUCAAUCACGGAAGGCAGCCCCGCGGCUUGGAACGGGCUCCUCACCGGCCACUACAUCUGCGAGGUCAACGGCCAGAACGUCAUGGGCCUCAAGGACAAGAAGAUCAUCAACAUCCUGACCGACGCCGUUGACGCUGUGACCCUCACCAUCAUCCCGGUGGUGAUCUAUGAGCACAUGGUCAGAAAGUUACGUGACGAUUCGUCCGAUGAGUCCACGACGAGUUUCUCACCUUUCAUGGAUAGCUCCUCAACCGCUGGGUUUGAUUCUGACUGCGUGCACUCCGGGGGCUUUUCUGGCUGCUCCCAUGACUUCUGAAAGCAUCUACGGAUCGCUCAGUCGCUGAUGUUUAAAACUGUAGAAGAUUUUCACACAUAGCCCUUCUCCCGUAUGGCGCGAAACACCACCAGUUACACCACCGGAAUGACGUCAAGAACUGGCGCUUCUCUUCGGAGAAUAUUUAGAGGCAAAGAGAGACCCACCCAAAUCCUUAAUGCUUUUAUUGACUCCUUGCAGAGUUGUGUGUCAAGGUAUACAAAUAUCAUUCCCUUUUCUGGUGACUCUUAAUAGAACCUCAAUUCCCAAGAUGGCAGCAGCAGCAGAAGAGUUUGGAUUUAUAUCCCCCUCCCUUCCUCUCCUGUAAGGAGACUCAAAGGGGCUUGCAAUCUCCUUUCCCUCCCCCCUCCCCCUCACAACAAACAC